Messenger RNA from Dunckerocampus dactyliophorus (ringed pipefish), 1245 nucleotides. RefSeq names its product hepatic sodium/bile acid cotransporter-like. The transcript is spliced from 9 exons. Gene Ontology annotation, biological process: bile acid and bile salt transport. The record is from RefSeq and is a predicted model, not a curated record. Gene Ontology annotation, molecular function: bile acid:sodium symporter activity. The coding region runs from base 1 to 1245 and encodes 414 amino acids. Gene Ontology annotation, cellular component: membrane. NCBI's taxonomy places the organism in Eukaryota, Metazoa, Chordata, Actinopteri, Syngnathiformes, Syngnathidae.
AUGGUACUCAAGUAUAGCGUACGCUAUGACUGUCGGGACGAAGGCUCCGCUGCCCGAGGCACCUACUUGCGCUCACCAUGUUCAUUCUGUUUCAAACCUAAAUGUUCCCACACUGUGGCUGUCGAUUGUGGCAUUAGCGUCAGAAACCAUCGCUUCUGCACCUUCUUCAGGUUAGCGUAUGCUUCCUCAGUGUAUGAGACCUUUGAUGACAUCACCAUGGAACACACUGCGGGCCAGAUGUCUCAUCCCAAUCUGAUGCAGAACGACAGCAUGCUCACCAUCAACAUGACGUCCAUUAUGCCGCCCGUGGUGGACAAAGCCAUCAAAGGCAUUAUGGUGACGAUCUUAUUCAUCACGAUGGUCUCGCUGGGAUGCACUAUGGAAGUGUCCAAGAUUAAGGGUCACAUAUUAAAACCGAAGGGUGUGGUGAUAGCAUUGGUGGCCCAGUAUUGUGUCAUGCCUCUUACUGCCUUUGGCUUAGCUAAGGCCUUCCAGAUGGUUGAAAUAGUGGCUAUUGUGGUUCUCAUUUGUGGGUGCUGUCCUGGGGGGAACCUCUCCAACAUCAUGGCCCUGGCUGUGCAGGGGGACAUAAACCUCAGCAUUGUGAUGACUUCCUGUUCCACCGUGUUGGCUCUGGGCUUGAUGCCCCUGCUGCUCUUCAUCUACUGUCAGGGCUUCACCAGCUUGCAGAGAACCUUUCCUUAUGUCAACAUCACCAUGUCGCUCCUCCUGAUCCUCGUGCCCACCAUCAUUGGCAUCCUCAUCAAUUACUACAGGCCGCGUCACGCCAAGCUUGUCACAAAGGUGGGUCUCAUCAUAGUGUCACUUGCCGCAGUCGGGGUCAUCAUCCUGAGCGCCAUUGUGAUCGGCCGCAACAUCAUGAUGGUGAUGUCUCCUCCUCUUGUGGGAUCUGCCGCCCUCAUGCCCUUCAUAGGCUACGCCUUCGGCUACAUCAUUUCUAGCAUCUUCAGACUUAGUCAACCGGAGUGCAGGACUGUUGCUAUUGAAACAGGCUGUCAGAACACCCAGCUGUGCUCAACCAUUUUGAAGUUGGCCUUUCCGUCGGACGUGAUCGGCCCGUUGUUCCUCUUCCCACUCUUGUAUAUAGUUUUCCAGAUCAUUGAGGCCAUGGUGCUCAUGGUGCUGCUCCGGUGUCAUCAGAGGUUCAUGAGAAAAGAAAGAGAUGUGUACCAGCCUGCCACAACUGAUGAUGGACUGAAAACCUCUUGUGAAGGGACUGUAUGA